AUGAUCCGCGAAUACGAAGGUAUAGAUUUAGCAAAAAGUUAUGAUCAACUCCGUCCGAGUUAUCCUGGGCAACUCGUAGAGGAAAUUCUGGCAUAUCUAAGGAAAAAUUGUGUCUAUGGCUUUUCCAAGAGAAUAAUGUUGGACGUCGGUUGUGGUGGUGGAAAAUCUACAAAAAUAUUCACUCCUUAUUUUGACUCAAUUCUUGGCAUUGACAUUAGUGAGGGCCAAAUCGAAUUCGCCAAAGAGAACAAUAAAGCAGAUAAUAUUGAAUAUAGACUUAUUGAAGGAAACAUAUUUCCACUGGAAGACGGAACUGUCGAUUUCGUCAAUUGCGCAACUACUGCCCAUUAUUUGGACCUCAAUUUGUUUGAGAGUGAAUGCGAAAGAGUCUUGAAACCAGGUGGUUGUGCUGCUGUUUACGCAUAUGCUCCUUUCACUAUCAAAUCUUUGGAAAAUGAAAUACUGGCUGAAAUUAAACAGGAUUCUGUAUACAAGCAGGUAAUGGUGAAGUUUAUCAGGGACUGUGGGGCCCACGAAGGAAACCUAGCAGUGUUAGAAAGAUACAAACCGAUAUACGACCAGCUAAAAAACGAAACAAAGCAAUUCAAAAUCUCAGAAUCAACUGUUCCGUAUACUGUGACAAACUUCCUGAAGUUGCAUGAAACCGUUUUUGGGUACAGUCGUUUUCGUGGUCGCGGUGGUAAAGACCCAUUAACUGAGUUCGGAAUUUCUUUGAGAAAGUUACUCAAACUGCAAAAUACACCGGACGACCAGUUGAAGUUCAACGUUGUAUACGAAUAUCCUUUAAUAUUGUUCUACAAAGCCAAAUAA
Styela clava is the source of this 831-nucleotide messenger RNA. NCBI's taxonomy places the organism in Eukaryota, Metazoa, Chordata, Ascidiacea, Stolidobranchia, Styelidae. The record is from RefSeq and is a predicted model, not a curated record.